GGGGAUGAAUACUUUCGCAAGGCAUUGUAGGUAACGGUAAUGCUAGCCAAUGGGCAUCUGUAAAAUGUUCAUUUUCCAACAAGGAAUUGCUAAAUCAUGCUGGAUUUAGACAAAUCCCCAAAAUGUUAGCUUCCAUGCUGAUUUUAUGUGUUGGAAUCACAUGCACAUACUGUCAAGAACAGAAUCGAUAUGAAACGGAAAUAAAUGUCAUCUCAAAAUAGAACCGAAUCCCUAAAAAGUGAACCAAUGUUGUUUUCAGUCUGUGCCCUUGUAUGGAUACAAGGGUUUUUCAAGGACAUUCAAAGGCCCACCUCAAUGUCACUGGUCAUACUGAGUGAUGGACCCACUAUGUUUAGAGUUUGUCAGUCAGAGGUUUGCUGUGUAAACCUGUCUGCAUUGGACACAGAAUAUGUAUUAUUAUGGCAGGUACCAAUAAGGGACCACUGUGGAGAUCAUAAUCAAGAUGGCUGCUGCGGCAAUUACAUUUGACAGAGGAGAAUUGGAGCAAUGCCUUUGUUAUCAGUAUCUCUGUAAAAGCAGGCAGGGAAAAUAGUCUUCCUUUCUUCAUCUCACAAACCUUCAAUUAACGGUCAUUGAUAGCUGCAUUGAUCCUUCUCAGCCAGCUUGGUGGGGAGGGAGAAAGGAGAUGGGUGAAAUUUGAUUCCUCUUCCUCUGUUGAUAGAGUAACCGUGCAUAUCUCAAAAAGGUUAAACAUUGGUGUUUACAGAGGCUAAAUUGAUAUUUUAAGAGCAGUUUGUGCUGUUUGCAGUUGUGGGAAAAUCUGAGGUGUAUCUGGUAUCUUUUUUCACUACGUACUGUCGGUCUAUCACUUCGGUUAUUCACCAGUUAUUCUUAUGUAUUGUUGUGUUGUAUUUCCUCAGAGCGUCACAGUACAGACUGUUCUGUACAAAUGGUUAAUUAUCAAAUUGAAAAGAGAGACACAAAGACUAGCUCUUGGUGACCAUGAAAUAUGAUUCAGAAGCAUUUCUUUGUAUCGCUGAAAGUUGGUAAAUAACAUCACUCAAGUGAAAUAAAAUGUUUAGAACAAGAACAAAUAGGCUUGUGAAAAUAUAUUUAGUUUUGUUUAUGCAGAUUUAUAGUAUUUGAUUUGAAAAGAAGCGCUGUAUAACUGUUUUAGAGUUACACGAACGUCAAAUCACUUUGUGCUGAGCCCUGUUUGAUGACAUUAAAGAUUGAACUAUAAAUUGAACCCUGUUUAUGAUUGUGACAGCAAUACAUGUGGCGGGAUAUUCUCCAAAUGUUAUUUGUGCCAGCACAUUAAAGUGUGAGUGUUUGUUUUCUCUGCAGCCUGCUUUGAAGUCAUCAUUGAGAGAGAGGCAUUUGAGAAGACUACAAAUACUAGCCUCUAGGUGUUUCUCUCUAAUGCCAGUGGGUGUCGUCCUACUCCCAGAGCUGUAACUGACUGACUGCAAGAGGGACGGGAUGCCUCUACCCAUGUGAUAUCUGCCAUGGAGACCAGAACUUGAUAUCUGGAUCUGGAAGCUGAUAGACAGACAGACCAUGGAUCGUCUGGUUGUGUGUGUGCUGCUGUGUGGACUGCUGUGUGCGGUGCUGGUGAAGGGCUACAACUGCCCCGGCCGCUGCAUCUGCCAGCACCUCUCCCCCACUCUGACUCUGCUCUGCGCUAAGACCGGUCUGCUGUUUGUGCCCCCAACCAUCGACCGCAAGACUGUGGAGCUGCGUCUCACAGACAACUUCAUCACCAUCAUCCGCAGGAAAGACUUUUUCAACAUGACCAGCCUGGUCCACCUCACCCUGUCCCGUAACACCAUCAGCCAGAUUACGCCCCACGCCUUCCUGGGCCUGCGCUCUUUACGAGCCCUCCACAUGGACGGCAACCGCCUCAGUGUCAUCAAGAGCGACCACUUCAAAGGCCUGGUCAACCUCCGCCACCUCAUACUGGGGAACAACCAGAUUCACCACGUGGCCCCAACCUCAUUUGAUGAGUUUGUGUCAACCAUCGAGGACCUGGAUCUGUCCAACAACAACCUGAGGACCCUGCCCUGGGAGGAGAUAGGCAGGAUGAGCCACAUCAACACCCUCACCCUUGAUCACAACCUGAUCGAUCACAUCGGAGCUGGGACUUUCACGCUCCUCACCAAGCUGGUUCGUCUGGAUAUGACCUCCAACCGGCUGCAGAAGCUACCUCCGGACAGCCUGUUUCAGCACGCCCAGGUGCUGUCAGAUGCCAAGGGCUCCAACCCGUCCUCCCUGGCGGUGAGCUUUGGGGGGAACCCUCUCCACUGUAACUGUGAGCUGCUGUGGCUCCGCAGACUGACCCGGGAGGACGACCUGGAGACCUGCGCCUCCCCGGAUCACCUCAUGGACAAGUACUUCUGGUCCAUCCAGGAGGAGGAGUUCAUCUGCGAGCCCCCGCUCAUCACCAAACACCUAUCCACCAAGCCCUACGUCAUGGAGGGCCAGGGGGUCACCCUCAAGUGCAAGGCCAUGGGAGACCCGGACCCGGCCAUCCACUGGCGCUUCCCCGACGGCAAGCUGGUGCACAACAACUCCCGCACCAUCCUGUAUGACAACGGUACCUUGGACAUCCUCAUCACCACCCUGAAGGACAGCGGUGCCUUCAACUGUGUGGCCUCCAAUGCUGCAGGCAUCGCCACAGCUGUCGUGGAGAUCAACAUGAUCCCUCUGCCCUUGUUCGUCAACAACACAUUGCACCACAUGCGCGAGGCCGAUCGGGGCCUCUCUGACAUCACCACCUCCUCCAAGUCAGGCAACGACACCAAGGGCCAUGACAAACACCAGGACAAGAGGGUGGUGGUGGCCGAGCUGACCUCCUCCUCGGCUGUGAUUCGUUGGCCCUCUGAGCGCCACAUCCCAGGCAUCAGGAUGUACCAGAUCCAGUACAACAGCACUGCAGACGACACACUGGUUUACAGAAUGAUCCCGUCCACCAGUAAGACCUUCCUGAUCAACGACCUGGCGGCGGGCCGGGAGUAUGACCUGUGUGUCCUGGCAGUGUACGACGACGGCAUCACCUCUCUGACGGCCACGCGCGUGGUGGGCUGCGUCCAGUUCCACACAGCCAGCGAGGUCAGCCAGUGCCGCUUCAUCCACAGCCAGUUUCUGGGUGGCACCAUGAUAAUUAUCAUUGGCGGCAUCAUUGUGGCCUCAGUACUGGUGUUUAUCAUCAUCCUCAUGAUCUGCUACAAGGCCCACAGCAGCCCAGAGGACAGCAAGGCCAAGGUCAGCUCCAGCAUGCACUCCCAGACCAACGGCAGCCAGCACAGACUCCAGCGCUCCACCUCCAAGCAGCCUGCUGAGGACAGCCACCAGAGAGAAGCCCUACCAGUGGCAGCCAAGGAGUGCAUGGCCCUGGUGCUGAAGGUGGACAAUGACAAGAGGGAGUGGGACACCCCUCCGGCCACCAGGGCCAUCCUGGAAGUGGAGCUGCCCCCCCUGCCCACGGACAAGAUGAAGAGGACCAGCCUGGACGCCCAGCACUCUGGAUCUGGCCCCCCGUCAGAGGACACACAGACAGACAGCAGCCUGACGGGCUCCACCAUGUCCUUGUGUCUCCUAGGCCCCAACGCCGGCACCAAGGAGGCCCCCAGGCUCAAGGACAAGAAGAACGCCCUGGCCAACAUGGGGUUUAAUAACGAGCUGGCACGAACUAGGCACAGGUUCAGCUUUGAUGGGGGAGACUACUCCAUAUUUCAGAGCCACAGUUACCCCCGCAGAGCGCGGACGAGGCGGCACAAGUCCACCGACCAGCUCAACAUGGAGUCCUCGCCGCUGGCCAACCGGAGAGUCACUUUCAGCAGCACUGAAUGGAUGCUGGAGAGCACAGUGUAAGAGAUGCAGCCUGGCCUCUUUGGCUCUGUCACACACACACACACACACACACACCAACAGUUUGACGCAUACACAUCUAACAAAUAAAGUUACAUGCAUACACACACAGACUAGACUCUCAGAGAGAUUUGCUGGAGAAGAACAUAGUAUCCUUUUAUCCUGCCUCCCCUCAUACUCCCAUAGAGACAGAGAGUUGUCGGCCAUUUCGUUAUUUUAUGCAGCAGUGCCUUAUUCUAAAAUAUGUACGAAUGGAGGAUGCUGCUCACUAGUCAUAAACCUUACUUUCUAUCAUGGUUUCCCCCUGUUUCGUAGGGAGUGAUGCUUUGAGUAUUUCUUUUUCUAUGACACACCAAGGGGUGGGGCAAAUGUGACUGUUUUCCAUUUAAUGUUUAAAAAAAAAACAUCACACUGUAAAGUGAACAACCAGGUAUCCUGUAUGUUGAUCAUCCUUUGGGUUCUUUCAAGGACUUUUGCACACGAAGACACGACGAUACGAGGACAAGUAUCACACCAGUCUAUACAAAAAUAAAAAGAUUACAGAACUAUACACAUGCCGAUUAGCAUAGAGAGGAUGGACCUGAUAAACCUGUGGACAACCAUGCUGGUUGGUCUCUGAUAUUACUAGGUAUUGUUCCUGAUGUGACUGUAUUAUAUUAAUCGGUAUUGUAUCUGGCUGGUCUAGAUAAAAAGAUAACUAAAAAUACAUAUAGAAGUAUAUUAAAAACAUUGGUGUAUGUGUACUAACUAUGUAAGUAAGUCAUAAGUCACGACUUUUUACUGAGCAUUUGAGUGUUGGCCACAAGUUUUUACAUUAAAAACCUGUGUCAUCACACUUCCCCCUAUUUAGUAUGACAAGGUUUGGACCACUUAUCCCUUAUGAGAGGGUAUUAAAUUUUGUGUGGGUUAAAUGUA
Molecule: messenger RNA, 4746 nt
Organism: Coregonus clupeaformis (lake whitefish)
Lineage: Eukaryota; Metazoa; Chordata; Actinopteri; Salmoniformes; Salmonidae
Product: leucine-rich repeat and fibronectin type III domain-containing protein 1-like
Exons: 4
Coding region: 1522-3834 (770 amino acids)
Molecular function (GO): protein binding
Source: RefSeq, a predicted model, not a curated record